This is a messenger RNA of Puntigrus tetrazona (Sumatra barb), 1530 nucleotides long. RefSeq names its product actin-fragmin kinase (gene klhdc3l). Lineage: Eukaryota; Metazoa; Chordata; Actinopteri; Cypriniformes; Cyprinidae. Gene Ontology annotation, cellular component: Golgi apparatus. The transcript has 8 exons. Gene Ontology annotation, molecular function: protein binding. The coding region runs from base 157 to 1425 and encodes 422 amino acids. The record is from RefSeq and is a predicted model, not a curated record.
GUUGAUAGAGGCUUCUUCGCCCCUCCUUCUCGUGUACUGGCACUGGAAGCUACACUUCUCAUCACCGCUUAUCUUUUCGAUGCGGAUCGAGGGAAGGGCAGACGCUCAACGACGAAUGCAAACGAAAUUAACCCAUGAGACUCUCAGCGCCUGAGCAUGAACAAGGGGAACGGCGCUUGUUUGUGGACCUCAGUGCCUCAGCACUGCCCUGCACCAUGUGAUCGUUACAAGCAUGCGUCUUGUGCCCACAGAGGCCAUGUUUACGUACUCGGUGGAAGAGAAAGACGCUUAUUGAGAGAUUUCUGGAAAUAUAACGUGGUCUGUGACAAGUGGGUCGAGCUUCCUUGUGAUGGUGAAGAAGCGCCUGAAGAACUGGAGGAGCACACAAUGGUAGCAUAUCAGGGACUUCUGUAUGUCUUCGGAGGAAUGCAAGAUUCAUCAUAUACCAACUCAAAAAUGCCUCUUUGGGUAUUCGAUACAGUAAAAGAAUGCUGGAUCAACUGGAAAACAAGGAGCGAAACUUUACAGGGAGUGACACCAGCAAACAGAAAAGGGCACAGUGCUGUCAUUUUUGGGUCAUCUAUGUACGUCUACGGUGGAUACAUUGAUAUACGAGGAUCAACAAAGGAAUUCUGGAAAUUUGAUUUUGAUUCCAGGCUGUGGUCACUGCAGAGCAGCGUACAAGGUGGGCCUGGUCCCAGACAUGGUCACUCAGCUAUGACAUACCAGGACUCUAUGUACCUUUACGGCGGCCUGCAGGGCCUGAGAGAACAGAAGGACCUGUGGAGCUGGAGUUCUGCCAGCCAAACCUGGAGCUGCAUCAACUUCCAUUCAGGUCCUUCUAGGCUGGUCGGUCACUCUGCCGUACCGUUUAAAGACAGCAUGCUCAUCUUCGGUGGUGGUGAAACCCAGAGCUCUCCUCAAAACGGCUUGUGGAGGUUCAACCUGACAACGAAAACCUGGAAGAAGCUGGCGUUAUUGCCUGGAUCUCCCUCUCUUUGCCGGAUCCAUCACUGCAGCAUUGGCAUAGGCCAGAGUUUCCAGCCAACAUCAGCGAACGGCAUUUAUUUAAGGAAAAUUACUACAUCUUACAACAUCAAUAACAAGCUAAGACCAUUUAAGAACAAGUGCCAACCAUCCCGCCCCAUUUUGCAAGAGCCCUGUAUUGAGCUCAAGACUUUCCACAUGGAUAAUAAGAAGCAUUUACCAGAUUUGAGUAUUGCAAUGAAAGACACAAAGAUGAAAGGAAGCUGUCUCACUUUUGAGAACCAGGAGGCUAUUAGCGAGAAGCAGAAUAGUGGCGACCUGGCUGAGGAAACGGAGGACGAUAUGUUUCUCCAUAUGCCUGACUUGCUGUUAGUGCUGGGUGGGAAACCUCUACAAGGACAGCAUGUGAUUUCUGUGUGGCAUAUGACAAUGGCAUAAAUCUGCUGUUUUUAGUGCAUUCUACUUUCUCUGUGAGAAAUUAAUGGGCCUUAGCAACAAACACCUAUAACACCUGUGGCAGAACAAAUUAAAUUCAGUCAUGCA